This is a messenger RNA of Calliphora vicina (urban bluebottle blowfly), 1291 nucleotides long. Its product is annotated as sorbitol dehydrogenase-like. The transcript is spliced from 5 exons. Gene Ontology annotation, biological process: D-sorbitol catabolic process. Lineage: Eukaryota; Metazoa; Arthropoda; Insecta; Diptera; Calliphoridae. The record is from RefSeq and is a predicted model, not a curated record. Gene Ontology annotation, molecular function: L-iditol 2-dehydrogenase (NAD+) activity; zinc ion binding. The coding region runs from base 105 to 1187 and encodes 360 amino acids.
AGACUUUAUAUACAAAACAGUUUGUUUAGAACUUUUAAACACGCUAGUUGUUACGCUUAAAUUCGGUUAAAAAAAAAUUGCGUUAAUAAGAAAACAUUAACAAAAUGGCUAAGGAUAAUUUAACAGCCGUUCUCUAUGGAAUUGAAGACAUGAAAUUGGAACAACGUCCCAUUCCAGAAAUUGGCGACAAUGACGUUCUCUUGGCCAUGGACUGUGUUGGUAUCUGUGGUUCGGAUGUUCACUAUCUCGUACAUGGCCGCAUUGGUGAUUUUGUGGUCACCAAACCCAUGAUCAUUGGUCAUGAGGCGGCCGGCAUUGUAGCCAAAGUGGGCGCUAAUGUUAAACACUUGAAAGUUGGUGAUCGUUGUGCCAUCGAACCCGGUGUACCCUGUUAUAUCUGUGAAUUUUGUAAAACCGGCAAAUAUAACUUGUGUCCGGAAAUGAAAUUCUGUGCCACUCCCCCCUACGAUGGUAAUCUUACACGCUAUUACAAACAUGCUGCCGAUUUUUGUUUCAAACUGCCCGAUCAUGUAUCCAUGGAAGAGGGUGCUCUGUUAGAGCCCUUGUCGGUGGGUGUGCAUGCCUGUCGUCGUGCUAAUGUUGGUUUGGGCUCAGAGGUAUUAAUUUUGGGCGCUGGUCCCAUAGGCUUGGUAACAUUGUUGGUGGCCAAGGCAAUGGGUGCCUCUAAGAUAAUCAUUACCGAUUUGGUGCAACAACGUUUGGAUGUGGCCAAGGAGUUGGGUGCCACUCACACUCUGCUUAUGACUACAAGCGAUACGCCCGAAGGAACUGCCAAAAAGGUGGAGACUAUGUUGGGUUCCAUGCCCGACAAGUCGAUUGAUUGCUGUGGCGCUGAAGUUACCAUUAGAUUGGCCAUAUUUGCCACCCGCUCUGGAGGCUGUUGUGUUAUUGUGGGCAUGGGCGCUGCCGAAACCAAAAUUCCCUUGAUCAAUGCCUUGGCACGUGAAGUGGAUAUUAGAGGUGUAUUCCGUUAUUGCAAUGACUAUGCUGCCGCUUUAGCUUUGGUCUCCUCCGGCAAGGUCAAUGCCAAACGUUUGGUUACCCAUCAUUUCGAUAUUACCGAAACCGAUAAGGCCUUUGAGACGGCCCGCAAAGGCUUGGGCGGUGCCAUUAAAGUUAUGAUUCAUGUCCAACCCAAAGAUACUAAUAAUAAAACAAAAUUUUAACUUAUUUUGCAUUUAGUAUUGUAGUAAAUUUAAGUAUUUCAAUAUGUACUGUACAAAAUAUUGUUAUUAUUUGUUUAAUUUAAAUAAAUGUUUCUAAAUUUUAA